Molecule: messenger RNA, 1527 nt
Organism: Aureobasidium vineae
Lineage: Eukaryota; Fungi; Ascomycota; Dothideomycetes; Dothideales; Saccotheciaceae
Source: the annotation of a GenBank genome assembly
AUGUUACCACUCCAACGGAAUCACAUUCUCUUUGCAACAUUACUGGUAUUCAUAUUCAUCACGUUAUACCACCUUCUGCCUCAGACGCAAGAGACGACUCUGCAUUCGACCACCCAUAACGAAAAUGAGGCAGCAGCGAAACGACUCAAGAACCCCGAACUACAUGUUCUUCUUCCCACCACCAUUGGCGAUGUCAACCUCUGCAAGACGAUGCUCAGUGCUAAGGCCAUGGGCUAUCCCGAACCCGUGAUCCUUGGAUGGGGAGACACGUUUGAUACGUGGUACUUGCUUGCUGGCGGCUCGCAUCUCGCGAAGAUCUCGAGAGUUCUCGAAUAUCUGGAAAGCAUGAGUCCUGAGCAAGAAGAUGAUCUGGUUCUUAUGAUGGACGCAUUUGACAUCUGGUUCCAACUNCCUCCCGAAACUCUGAUCGAGAGAUACUAUUCAAUCAACGAGAAAGCGGAUAAGAGAAUCUCGGAGCGCAUGGGCAAGGCCGCCGAGGUUGAAAACAUCAAGCAGACUAUCAUAUUUGGCGCUGGCAAACGCUGUGCACCCAACCAGCUACACAGUAUCGCAUGUUAUCCAGUUCCAGCUUCGCCAGUACCAGACGAUAUCUACGGCGCCAACACGGACACAAUCAUGGGUCACAACCCACACACAAGUCAUCGCCAACGCUACCUCAAUUCUGGAUAUAUUAUUGGUCCUGUCAAAGACAUGAGAGAAAUGUUCAGAACCGCCUGGGACAUUGUACAAAACUGGCCCACCCCGAGUCCCGACGACAAUGGAAGUGGUAGCAUGGACUUGGUGUACCAUGCAAGUGAUCAGUCUGUCUUUGCAAUCGUUUUUGGACAGCAGGAGUAUCAACGAGAAGUCUUGCGACGACGUCACUCCUCGUCCUGGACUUGGCAACACAAGAAGACAUCUCCUGUCAACAAGAUCGAAGGGACAGUGAUUCAAGACAUCCUCAAUCCUGCCUUUACACACGAGAAGAUGGAGGCUCUUGAAGGCCGUUCAUACGAGUAUGGUAUCGGCCUGGACUAUUUUUCCGACCUAGGUCAUCAGACGGCGAAUUCAGAAAAGGAUUCAAUGUGGAUGCGCUACGAUGAUUCUCCAGAUGUUUUUCUCGACAAGACACGCGGAGACAACCGCAAUGACUUUGACUGCGAAUACCAGGGCGACUACAAAAUUCCCUCAGACAUGAAGAUGUACGACGAAACAACAUUGUUGCCCAACAAACGAAACUGGGAACAUGUCAACCUGUAUACACAUCUCUGCAUGGGUACUAUACCCGUCAUGGCCCACUUCAACUCACCAGGUCAAAAGGCCGCCCGGGAGUAUUACUGGCCACUGUUCUGGGUCCAGCAGUAUGGCAAGUGGAUCGUGGAGAACUCUGAACGUCUUGGACGUGGGCGGAUGGGCGCUACGGCGUGGAAGAAGGACGAACAACCACAGUUCCUUGAUUGGGAUACACUGUGUCCCGCUGAGUACUCGGAAGAGCUUUACAGAGGAAGUGACUUGGCUCUCUCUUGA